AUGAUUAUUUAUGGCUGAUGUACAGUAUAAAAGCAGGCAGAUUUCAUGACCGAAAGCAGACGUUGAGCCAAGCUCAAGACCUGGUCAACACUUCUCAUCGUACUCCUCAAACUUGCUCUUUUGCUCUCUUUUGCUCUCAAACUUGCAACAAUGACGAAGAUACUGCUGUGCAGUUGCCUUCUGGUGGCGGUCAUCGCCAUCAGCAAGACAUCAGAUGCGUUCUUCCUCAAUAAAGGAUCGUCUGGCCGUGCUAUGAGGUCCUAUGGCAGCGGUGGAGGCGGAGGGGGAGGCGGUGCCUACCGUGGAAGUGGCGGUGGAGGAGGUGGAGGAGGAGGUGGAUUCAGAAGUUACGGUGGGUCAUCUGGGGGCGGUGCAAGCGGCGGAUAUGGUUCAUCCGGAGGUGGUGGAUUUGGAGGCUCUUCUGGCGGCGGUGGAAGUGGCGGAUACGGAGGCUCUUCAGGAGGCGGCGGAUAUGGAGGCUCAUCGGGAGGCGGUGGAUUCGGAGGUUCAUCCGGAGGAGGUGGAUACAGAGGCCCUGCAGGAGGCGCCGGGAGCGUCGGCCCUUCAGGCGGAGGAUAUGGUGGCUCUUCAGGAGGCAGUGCAGGCGCUGGAUACGGAGGCUCAUCAGGAGGCAGCGGAGGUGGUGCAUACGGAGGCUCUUCCGGAGGUGGUGGAUUCGGAGGCUCUCAAGGCGGCAGCGGAUACGGAGCUCCGUCUGGAGGUGGUGGUUACGGAGGCUCUUCGGGAAGUGGUGGAUUUGGAGGCUCUGCUGGAGCAGGAUACGGUGGCUCCUCCGGAGGCGGUGCAAGCGGUGGAUACGGAGGUUCUUCCGCUGGCGGUGCAUUUGGAGGCUCUUCAGGCGGGAGAUACGGUGGCUCGUCCGGAGGAGGCGGAAGUGGCGGUUACGGAGGUUCCAGCGGUGGCUCCGCUGGAGUAAGCGGUGGAUACGGUGGCUCUUCCGGAGGCGGUGGAUCCGGAUUUGGAGGUUCUUCAGGAGGCGGUGGCUAUGGAGGGCCAUCCGGAGGUAGCGGAAACGGCGGAUACGGAGGUUCAUCUGGAGGCGGUGGAAGUGGUGGAUAUGGUGGUUCUUCCGGAGGCGGUGGAUUUGGAGGCUCUUCAGGAGGCAGUGGAAACGGUGGAUACGGAGAUGCCUCCUCAGGAAACGGUGGAGGAUACGGAGGCUCUUCCGGAGGCUCUUCCGGAGGCGGUGGAUACGGAGGCUCUUCCGGAGGCUCUUCCGGAGGCGGUGGAUACGGAGGCUCUUCCGGAGGCGGCGGCGGAUCGGGAGGAGGAGCUUACAGAAAAUAAAGAGAGAUGGAAGUAUAAGACAGAACAUUUAACAUUUCUACAUCUUGAUAUUGUAGUUGCUUCUUCCGAGUGACUCUCUUGAGUCUUUGCCCAUUAAUAUCUUCUGUAUCUAUAAAUACAAGUCUUUCAACGUAA
Daphnia magna is the source of this 1443-nucleotide messenger RNA. Its product is annotated as loricrin. The coding region runs from base 151 to 1308 and encodes 385 amino acids. NCBI's taxonomy places the organism in Eukaryota, Metazoa, Arthropoda, Branchiopoda, Diplostraca, Daphniidae. The transcript is spliced from 3 exons. The record is from RefSeq and is a predicted model, not a curated record.